AUGUUAUUGAAGGGCUUGGAGCAAUGCGAGUUCACUGCCCCAAAACCUCACUUCAUGCAAAUGCUUUUCCGCAUAGAGUUGGAAGUCUUUGGAGGAGACUCACUGAGGCUGCCCACUGUUCCAGAACUGGCUGGUAGGCUCAGUGAUCAGAGAAGCCGAGCAGGGAGCGCUCGUCCUGCUCUCCCUCUGCUCACGCCACUCGCUGGGAGCAGGCGAAGAAACAGAGACACUGGAGAGGAGACAAAUCUUCACAAGCAAGCCAGCAAUUUGGUGAUACAUCACAGGACUCGCACCAGGGAGAAAGUGCGUGAAUGUCCAGUUUGUGGGGAAAAAUUCGUUAGAAACUCCCAUCUCAUAAGUCACCAGAGGACUCACACAGGAGAGAAACCCUUUAAAUAUCUGGAGUGUGGGAAAAGUUUCAGUCAGAAUUCCCACCUGAUGACACACCAGAGGACUCACACAGGCAAGAAGCUGUAUCAGUGUCCAGAUUGUGGGAAAAGUUUCAGUAGCAGUUCUAAGCAGAUGAAACAUCAGAGGACACAUACAGGAGAUAAACGAUAUGAGUGUCCAGAGUGUGGGAAAAGUUUCAGUCAGAAUUCCCGAUUUGUGACACACCAGAGGACUCACACAGGAGAGAAACUGUAUGAGUGUCCAGACAGUGGAAAACGUUUCAGUCAGAAUUCCAGCAUGGUGGUAUACCAGAGGACUCAUAACAAGGAAAACCCGUAUAAAUGUCCUGAGUGUGGGAAAAAAUUCAUGUAUAAUUCCAGCCUGGUAAUCCACCAGAGGACUCACACAGGAGAAAAACCAUACGAGUGUCCAGAGUGUGGAAAAAGUUUCAGUAAGAAUUCCAGCCUAGUGACACACCAGAGGACUCACACAGGAGAAAAACCGUAUGAGUGUCCAGACUGUGGGAAAAGUUUCAGUAAGAAUUCCAGCCUAGUGACACACCAGAGGACUCACACAGGAGAGAAACCUUAUAAGUGUCCAGAGUGUAGCAAAAGUUUCAGUCAGAAUUCCCACCUGGUAACCCAUCAGAGGAUUCAUAUAGGAGAGAAACUGUAUGAUUGUCCUGACUGUGGGAAAAGGUUUAGUCAGAAUUCCAGCCUAGUGACACACCAGAGGACUCACACAGGAGAAAAACCGUAUCAGUGUCCAGAAUGUGGGAAAAGGUUUAGUCAGAAUUCCAGCCUGGUGACACACCAGAGGACUCACACAGGAGAAAAACCGUAUCAGUGUCCAGAAUGUGGGAAAAGGUUUAGUCAGAAUUCCAACCUGGUGAUACACCAGAAAACUCACAAGUAGACAAAUGACAUGAGAUUCUAAAGUGCGGGGAAACUCAGCAUUCUAAGCUGCUGAAACACCACUGGAGAGAAACCAUAAGUCUCCAGUGUGUGGAAUAAGUUUCACUCAUAAUUCUAACUUGGUGAUAGACUAGGGGACUCACCUCAGGGAGAAACUGUAUUAAUGUCCUGAUUAUGGGAAUUGUUUCACACGAAAUUCCAACCUGAUGAUACACCAGUGGAUUCACAGGGGUUGGCAAUCAUAUGAGUGUUCAGAGUGUGCGAGAAGUUUCAGUCAGAAUUCUGACCUGUUGGUAACACCAGAGGAGUGGUCCCCAACCUUUGCAACUUGGCGGCCCGGCGCUGGGGAGAGAGGAACCAGGACCUGCGAUUGGUGAGCUGGCACAUGUGUGUGCGCGCACACCUUCACUCGUGCAAGAGAGAAGUGAAGCCUUUGGGGUGUAGUUUUGUGUUCCUUCAGGCUUCUCACCCAAAGCUUUUGCAAAGGGAUUAAAACCCUUAAGCAACAUGAGGUCACUCCCCCGAAGCCUUCCGUCCAUUUGCAAGAGCUUUUAGCGUGGAGAAGAGAAGCCUCUGGGCGUACAGCCUCGGGCUCCUUCAGGCUCACCAAGUCUGCCAGACACUCCAAAAGCGGAUCCAGUUUCCUGAGCAGGCAGCUCCAGUGACUCAGCGAAGCUGAGCAGGGGGUGCUUGUCUCAUUCAGUUUUUCUUACCGCUCUGCUUUUGGAGCAUCAGGAGGAAGAAGUUUAGUAGAUGAGUAGAUGAGGCAAAAGUAGCUGAAUUUAGAGAAGGCUUGAAUUUCAUUUCUGAUUUCCCAUUGGGAGUGUAGGUGAGAAAUGGACUCUUUGAAUUCUGGCCUAAUGCUUUUUAGUCAACACAUCUCAAGAUUAGACCUAUAAUUGGAGAGAAAAAAAUGGAAAAUGUUACUUUGAUAAAGGCUAACUACCUGUUUCCUUUUGGAGAAGUUGUGGAAUUCCUCAAAAAGGCUUUUGGGUGGGGUUUUUUUGUAUAUUGAUUAUGGAAUUCCCACAGGUGGAGUUUCCAGCUUCUACCUAAGUGUCCUUCAGAUUUUGAGCACCACAAUUCCCCAGCCACCAUACAAGCUGACUCUAGUGGGGCCUGCCAAUUAUGGUUGUAUGUUGCAACGACCAUUAAACGAGACUGCUUUGCUUAACUAACCCCACCCGUUCUCCUCCUGAUAAAGCUGUUAAACAAAUAUGCAAGUUGUUCAGCAGAAAAAUGACUAUCAGAGUUGGAGGCAUAGCGCAGUCCCAGGCUUUCAUUCCAAAAUCCAUCUCUACCCCUCUGUGGGGUCCUCCCCCCUCUGCCCUUGGGGGUCCCAACAGGCUUUUUUACUCCCGCUUGGUCCCUGCAGUCCUUAGGCCUGACUCCCACCCCAACAGGCCUCACAGACGACAACUCCUUACCUUGUUGGGGAAAAUGGGCAAGCCACUCAUCCCAGGGUGGUAUGACUGUGUUGUGGAAGCAACUGCUAUUUUCAGUGUGCCCAGUAUUCAUCCCUGCGCCAUGCAGUGGACUUGUGGAAGCAGCUGCCAUUUUGACACAACUGCCUCGGGGCCAAAAUGUCAGCUGCUUUUGGGUAAUUGUAAUAUUGGAGAGGGAGAAACUGCUCUGUUUUGCUACCUUAACACUGUGCAGACCACCGUAAAGAAUUCUGGGUGCACUGAAAAUGACAGCUGCCCCCAGGAGAUCUUCAAAAUGCAAGUGUACGACGGGUGACGGGUGUGGGGAGUUGGCCCAAGGCCCAGUGAAAAAAAGCAGUAUAAAAUUUCACAUGUAGAGGCUGUUCUGCCUUGCAGAUGAACCUGAUGGAGAAGACCUGUAGGAAUAUUGAGUUGAGGAGAAAAGGAAUCAUGGUUUUGAUUACAGCAUCUCCAGGUUUAUUAGCAACUCCUGCUAGGAACUCUUUUUCUUGGAAGUGCCCAAUUGUUACCCUUUGAUGGCUGCUGGGUGGUAGCAGCACCAUAUUCCUGUCGUAUUUGUUGCAUCUCCCUUGGUGGUGGCAAUUUGAGAAAAAAUUGUAGACUGGAAAAUGUUUCAAUUUUAAAAACGCAUUAAGAAUUUUCAGUAGCUUUUGACAAGGGAAAAAACGGGUAUUGUCAGUGUUGCUAUGAACAUUAGGGCAAGGCAAGACGCUCAGAGUCACCUCAAACUGCGAGAUGUGCAACAAGUUUUAAUAACAAAUAAAUUUAAGAAUAAAAAGGCAACAUAAA
This is a messenger RNA of Pantherophis guttatus, 3538 nucleotides long. Lineage: Eukaryota; Metazoa; Chordata; Lepidosauria; Squamata; Colubridae. The record is from RefSeq and is a predicted model, not a curated record.